Molecule: messenger RNA, 1980 nt
Organism: Purpureocillium lilacinum
Lineage: Eukaryota; Fungi; Ascomycota; Sordariomycetes; Hypocreales; Ophiocordycipitaceae
Source: RefSeq, a predicted model, not a curated record
AUGGGCGACUUCAACCGUCAUGAUCAACUCUGGGGCGGGGAGGAUGUUGCACUGGAAAGGCAAGGCGAAGGGGACAGGAUCAUCGAAUUAAUGAGCUCCCUCGCAUUGAGUAGCCUUUUGCCCAGAGGCACAAAAACCUGGCAACGACGUGACCAGGAGACAACGAUUGAUCUAGUUCUCGCGUCCGAGGACCUGAUCACCUCGGCAAUCAGAUGCGCAAUACCCAACACAAACCAUGGAUCCGACCACCAAGCCAUCGAGACCAUCUUCGACAUCUCGACGCCGAAGCCAUUAGUCCAAGAGCGGCUUCUCUUCAAAAACGCACCUUGGAAGGAAAUCAAUGCCCGAAUUGCGUCUGCGAUGCAAAGCCGGCCAAUUGGCGGCACAGUCCAACAGCAGGCAGACAGGCUCAUGUCCGUGGUGUUGGAAGCGGUCCACGCCUUGACGCCCAAGGCGCGGCCGGCUCCGCACGCGAAACGCUGGUGGACUGCGGACCUGACCCAACUCCGUCAAAUUCUCACUUACUGGAGAAAGCGGGCAAGGGCAUCGAGACGGGCAGGACAAAAGUCCGAAGAGUUGGAACAUUUGGCCCGUGGAGCUGCCAAACAGUACCACGACGGCAUUCGACGACAGAAGAAGACUCAUUGGCAGGAGUUUCUAGCGGACAACAAGAACAUCUGGAAGGCUGCAAAGUACCUGAACCCAGCCAGUGAUGCAGCAUUCGGCAAGGUACCACAGCUCGUGCGAGCCGAUGGCACGAAAACAGUCAACAGCAAGGAGCAAGCUGAAGAGAUGCUAGACACCUUCUUCCCACCACUACCGGACGUCAUUGAUGACGAAGGGGAACGGCCCCAGCGCGGCACAGCGAUUGAAAUGCCAGACAUUACGCUUGAGGAAAUAGAACGACAGCUUUUCGCCGCCAAGUCAUGGAAAGCCCCGGGCGGAGAUGGGCUUCCCACCAUAGUCUGGAAGCAAGUGUGGCCAAGCACCAAGCACCACAUCUUGAUGCUUUUCAGUGCGUCGCUGAAGGAGGGAAGACUGCCCACGCAAUGGAAACACGCCAAAAUCAUCCCACUCAAAAAGCCGGAUAAAGACGACUACUCCCUGGCGGGAGCGUGGAGGCCAAUAUCGUUGCUGUCCACGCUUGGGAAGGUCCUGGAAUCGGUCGUGGCUGAGAGAAUUUCCCACGCGGUCGAGACGUAUGGCCUUUUGCCCACCAAUCAUUUCGGGGCACGCAAGCAGCGAUCUGCCGAGCAAGCAUUGAUGCUGCUACAGGAGGAGGUCUACACGGCCUGGAGGAACCGGCGCAUACUCACGCUCGUGACUUUCGACGCGAAAGGUGCGUAUAAUGGUGUAUGCAAGGAAAGGCUCAUACAGCGCAUGCGAGCGAGGGGCAUACCGGAGGACCUGCUCCGCUGGGUCGAAGCUUUCUGCUCGCAUCACACCGCAACGAUACAUAUCAACGGGCAGACAUCGCAGAUGCAGGACCUUUCGCAGGCCGGCCUACCGCAAGGCUCUCCUCUAUCACCGGUACUGUUCCUCUUCUUCAACGCAGAUCUCGUUCAACAGCGAAUUGACCGUCAUGGCGGGGCCGUGGCUUUUGUCGACGACUUCACAGCCUGGGUUACGAGCACCACGGCGCAGGACAACCGCGCCGGAAUCGAAGCAAUCAUUGAAAAGGCUCUGGACUGGGAAAGGCGGAGUGGUGCAACCUUCAACAUACAGAAGACAGCGAUCAUACACUUUACUCGCAAACCGCACAAGUCAGAUACACAGCCGUUCACGAUCAAAGGCCAGCUCGUCUACCCUAAGACUAGCGUCAAGGUUCUCGGAGUCACUGUGGAUGCUGGCCUCAAGUACAACGAGCAUAUGGCUACGGCAGCUACCAAGGGGUUGGAAGCUGCACCAUGCCAAAGAUUGAGAAAGGUGCAUGUCCAUAAGCAGAUAGUUGCCUUAUUGGCCCGCGGCCACCAGGCGUAA